Anopheles funestus (African malaria mosquito) is the source of this 7687-nucleotide messenger RNA. RefSeq lists its product as uncharacterized. Lineage: Eukaryota; Metazoa; Arthropoda; Insecta; Diptera; Culicidae. Gene Ontology annotation, biological process: mitotic spindle assembly checkpoint signaling; protein phosphorylation; meiotic sister chromatid cohesion, centromeric. Gene Ontology annotation, molecular function: ATP binding; protein kinase activity. The transcript is spliced from 7 exons. The record is from RefSeq and is a predicted model, not a curated record. Bases 978 to 6290 code for a protein of 1770 amino acids.
GUAACCACGGCUUACGUUUCGUUGCGUGCAUUUCUUCGAUUGGAUUUCCUCACAAAAAAAAUUGCACGGGAACGUAGGCAAAAGUUCUAUCCGCAAGCAAUACGGUUCUCGAAGUGUUUCGCGCCGCUAAAGUGGACCGCACAUCAAACCACACACGGUCCGGGACAGUUUGCGUGUACGUCCGCACCCAGUGCCUGCUGCCAGACCAAAACGGCUGCAGCCCCAGGGUUUUCCACAGAAAUUUUCGUCCCGCAUCGUCUUCCGCGGCCCGCUCGCCCGUCUCCCGCGCCCAGCAGUUCCAGUAGCCGAGAAAAGAUUGGAUAAGCGCAACAAAGACCAUUCCAAUCGAAACUGCAUCAAGCCGUCCUACUCGGGCUUACACGCGCUGUACGACCACCACCUCCCCAAUUCCUUCGCUGACCGCAGAGUGCCUCGUGACUAAUACCUACGGGGAUUGGGAAAAGGGUCACCGUGCAAGUGGUCUCUGACCGAAAGUUCCUGAUCGUCUCCGCUCGACACAGUGAAGUCUUUACGAUUCCAUUUCGUGUCACACGGCGAAGGAACGGAAAAUUGCCAUCGAAUAGAUCAAAUCCAAAGUAAGCUGGCCACAACAUCUCGUCCCUAGUGCGUACCGUAGUGCGCACACGAACGUGUGUGCGAUGGGAUCAAUGUUUUUGUUUUGAUUAUUAAAUGCGGCUGGUUUAAGGGCAAGAUAGGAAUCCAGGAAUGCAUUUGCAACAGUUCCAAUAGUUUCCGGGGGGUUGCUCCAGUGGGGGGACACGACGCAAGUUGGAGCAGACAGUGAGUGUGUGUGUGUGUUUGUGUGUAAUUGUAGGUGGUCGAUCGAUCGGUGUUGGCAACAUUUGUUUGAACCAGCAACAGAGAAUCAAAACGAUUCUUUCCUGUAAUUGUAAUACGUGAUUUCCGGUCCGGAUUGUUGGGUUGCGGUCCCAUCUGGACUAAAUCUGGGGUAAGCGAUGAGUUCUCACCGUCCGCUACCGCACGGUCAUGGUUCGACAGUGCAACCUGCAACAAUGAUCGAGCGUAGCGGCGGUGUUAGUGUGGUGGUAAACCCCCGGUUCGAGGCCGACAAGCAAGCUUGGGAGGAUGCGAUCCGGGGGUACAACGGAAACGAUCCUCUCGAUCUGUGGUUCAACUACAUCACCUGGUACGAGCAGAACCGAUCAUUCGAUCGGAUGAAUAAUUUGCGCUCGAUCGUGGAAAAGUGUCUGUUGCUUUAUCAGGACACGGAGGGUUACAAGCAGGACACACGUUUGAUUAAAAUAUGGAUGAAAUACACCAACAUGCAACAAUCGCCCGCCAGCUUCUACCAAAUGAUGUACAAGAAAAACAUUGGCACGCAGUGCGCCAGCUUCUACAUCGGCUGGGCCGACAGUGCUUACAAGCAGGCCGAAUCGAUCUACAAUCUUGGCAUACAGAUGAAGGCACAGCCGAUCGAAGAGCUGCACGAAGCGCAACGUAACUAUCGUCUGUACAAUGAAUCGCUUGCGAAGAAACGCUCCGCCAGUACGAUGGUAGAUCAGCAGCAGCAGCAGCAAAUUGGAUCGCAAAGUCCACCACAGAAGCGACUGAAACAGGAACCAAGCUACCCGCUGCAGGCGGCAGCAUCGUCUCAUUCGCACGGCACAAAUGGAGGAGUCAUCACAGAAGGACCGAAUGGGACGCCUGCCUUGGGAACGUAUGGAAACCAACAGCAGCAGCAGCAACAGCACGGUUACUAUCAUCAACAGAAGCCUCCUGUACAGCCGGAAAGCUAUUACCUGCCGGAAGAUCCACCCAAUGGUACUUACUACACUAGCAACGGGCAGGAAGAACCGUAUCAGCCAGCCAAUUCGUACCCAACCGGUGAACCUGACACAUCUCCAGUACCUGCCUCCACUUCUGCCCAAACCCACCAUCCAGCCGGUCAGCAUCAGGCUUCCAACGAAGAAAGUUUCCGUGGUGCUUCGUCAAACGGUGGACAGGAAGUAAACGAACAACAGCCACCAGCAGACCAGAAUCGAACGGAGGUCGAAUCUACGGCGAUAGAAUAUCGACCCAGGGAUGAAAGCAUUAUCGAAUGUAACCUUAACAAUUCAGCGUACGUGAUUUCUUCCUCCCUGAGCUACGUGUAUGAUGAUCCUGAUCUCGUGCAGUAUGCAGUCGCGGAAGAGGUCCGUCCCGUACCGGAAGCUACCGAACCAUCGGUACCACCGGUGGCAAACGAUGCUGCGUACGAUAGUGAUGCAAUCUGCUUGCCGGCAAACUUUGUGCGUGAAGCGAAAUCUAACCACGAAACCUGGGACGUCCCGUUGUGCCUGGAAGAACCGUACGAUCCGAACCGGCGGUGCUGCUAUCCGAAACAUUUGGUCUACCCGGAUCUGCAUGCCGAACGGCCGACGAUGGAAUUUUCACUGGAAGAGAUUCGUGCCCAGCGGUGGCUCGAUCGUAAACGUCAGCAGGAGCAACAGUUGCGGCAGCAGCAGCAACAGCAGCAGCAAGAAGAGGAGGAAGCACAAAGACAAGCAAAGCUAGCCCAACUGGAGAAGGAAAAACAGAUGCGGCAGAUGCAGCAAAUGAAAUAUCAGCAGCAGCAACAGCAGCAACAGCAGCAACAGCAGCAACAACAACAGCAGCAGCAACAGCAACAGCAACAACAGCAGCAGCAACGGUUGUAUCCUUCUCAGCAAUAUGCAAAUGCCGCUGGACAUGUGCCGAUUGGUAAUGCACCAGCAAUGCAAACACAGCCGAACAGCUACCAUUCGCAUCAGAUGCGACAGGGUUCGAUACAGCAUACGAGCAACUACUAUCAUCAGCAGCAGCAGCAACCUUACCAUGGUUACAGCAAUGGUUACCCGGCAACAAGUGCACAGAUGCAGCCACAUCAUAGCUACCAGCAAACGAGUGCGACGGUGAUACAGAACCAUAACCAUCAUCCGCAUCAUCAUCAUCCUCAUCAUGCGCCGCAGCAACAUCAUCAUGGUGCCGGUUCACAUCAUCCCCAUCACUCACCAGUGCCAACUACUCACAUGCAUUCUCCAACUGCUGCACCGGUACAGCCGUACGGGCAGCAUGCGCAACCUCAGUAUGCGCAGCUUAACCAUGGUCAUCAUCAUUCACCGCAACCUUAUCAUCAGCAUCCGCAGCAACAUCAUGUACCGUAUGAGAGUUACAAUCACAAUAGCUAUCCUGCGACACCACAACCACAGCCACCACCACAACAGCCAACGCCACAGCAGGAAACAACUCCCCAACGGACGUACCAAAACAUGACGAAUGUUCUAUCGCCGUAUGGGUAUAACAGUCCGGUCGGGCAUCUUUCCGCACAGGAAGCGAUUGUACCACGGCCCAGCGCUCACUAUGCAAUGGCACCGCAAACGCCACCAAAUCAUUCAGUUUACCCGCAAUCUCCCGUACAUCAACAUCCGCACCACACUCAUCAACAUCAUCCACCGUCGCAUCCACCGAUGGGUAUGGGUGGUGUGUCAAUGCAGCCACAUUCUACACGGCCACAUUCAGUACUGCCACAGCAUCAUCAGCAACAAUCGCCACAUCAGGAGCAGGCACAUCAUCCUUCGCAUCAUUACACACCGGUGCAGUACAAUGCGAACGAGCAGCCACAAACGAAACCAUACACUGUACCGGUCGCUAGCGGAUACGUUCAGCCACAUGGUGCAAUUGUGCAGGAUUCUGCUAAAGUUAAUUCGGCACCACACAGCUACAAGCACGGUACAGCUGUAGCAUCGGAACUGCACGAACCACAGCCGGUGAACGGUAUGGUGAGCGGUGGAUCCUUCGUCAAUGCACAAGGGCACAUGCACUUGCAGCAGCAGCAACAGCAACAGCAGCAGCACCAGGACACUCAGCAUCCGCAACAGCUGCAGAACCAGCACACCAUCAACAAUAACCAUGGCAAGUACAACGCAAACUGUGAUGAUUUCGAGGAACAAAUCGAAGCGUCGACGAUACGCUUUUCCACACCGGCAGAGAACGGUACCAGCCGCAAGCAGACGAUCACGAUCAAGUUUAAGAAGGAGAAAACGGGCCUCUCAUCGUCGCUCUCGGGUGUGGAUUCACCCUCACCGACAGGGGCGGGCGAUGGUCCGGCCCAUUCCGGUGGCAUCCUCCCAGCCGAAGAGCCGAUCGUGCAGCAACCAAUCCCCGGACCGGUGGAGGAAAAACUGAAAAAGCACAAAAAACACACUAAAGCACGACCGGAGUCGGGCUUAAUGCGAACCAGUGGUGGCACGAUCGGUGAAGCGGGAACAGAUGGACCACCGACGGGUACUAAAGGGAAAUCCACAUCCAAAGCAAAACACUCCAAAAAGAAGCAAUCGUUGGCGGUGGCCGAACAGCAGGAUCAUAUGCACGAUGCGAAUCUGCUGCUAUCCUUCUCACGGACGGAAAAGGAUGAAGAUUCGUGUCUGUCGGUACAGUCCCAAACGGACGCAUCUUCCGUUGGGUCGAAAAAGAAGAAAAAAUCCAAACGUUCCAAAUCGACCAGUAAGGAAAAGCGACCAAAGCAUCAUCGGUACGAUCUGGAUGAGAAUUGUCGUGCGCAGGAGGAAGAUGAUGAAGACGAUGAUGAAGAGGACGUACGGGUGGUACGGAACGGUGUACGUCGGGGUCGUAUUUUGGACGAUGAAUAUUCCGAAGCAACCGUCGGUGAUUAUGGUGCGGAUGGGGAUGAGGAGGAGGAUGACGACGGUGUACAGGAUAAGUACUACGAGGUCGAAGAGGAGGAAGAAGACGACCAGGAGAAUGGUUUGGAAGACGAUGAGGAGGAGGAGGAGGACGAGGACGAUGAGGAAGAGUAUUACGGUGAGGAGGAAACAAGCCGCGAGACGACCCGACGGCGACCAAUCGGUGGUGGUCGGGCCGAAGGGAAACGUACCAUUCGACCGGAUGAGGACGAUUCAUCGUAUCAAUCGAACUCGGAAUUUAAUACGUCCUUUAGCAACAUUACCUUCGCCGGUGAUAAUAGUAAUGGACCGUUCCAUUACGGCGGUGGUAGCAACUGUUCGACACCGGUUCGGCGCACGCAAACGUCCGUUGGUGGUGGAUUCUCGAAAACUUCCACCCCGGUCGGUACGUUCCGUUACCUUCGGAAGCAGGAAACGAAUCUGUCCAAUCUUGGGCAGAAUGAAGACUCGAUGAAUUCGACGGUGGUCGAGAGCAGCUUUUUCCAGGCAGGCGAACACGACGAGGAAGCCCGCCGGCGCCGUCUCGAGAAGGCACUCGGUACGAUCGAAACGCAUCUGGGCCGAUCGUUUGUCGAUCCGUUCAAUGGUGAGCUGUGCCGAGCGUUUCUGACGAAGGUGGACUUUCCGUCGCGCAACCGGGACCCGGCCGAUAACUAUCAUCUGUCCAACGCAAACCUGCCGAAGCUGUUGAAAGGUCAGACGACAAAUCUCGGUGGGACCGGGUACAGCAUCGAGAAGGAAGUUGGCCGUGGUUCGUACGGUUCGGUGUUCCGUGCGGUCAACACACAGACUGGAGCCGUGGUGGCGAUCAAGUAUCAGAAGCCGGCCAACACGUGGGAGCUAUACAUCUGUACGGAGGUGAAAAAACGACUGACUAAUCUUAAGAUGUUGCCCGGCUUCAUGGAUAUCAGUGCGGCUGUAAUUGCACCGAACGCUAGUGUACUCGUGUCCGAAUUUUCGCAGUACGGUUCCCUGCUUGAUAUUAACAAUAAAAUUCGUACCGCGGCCACAAGAAAGGUGAUGCAUGAAUCUCUCGUGAUGCACUUCAGCUGUCAGAUACUUUCCAUCGUAGAGUAUCUGCACGCCUGUAACAUCAUCCACGCGGACAUCAAGCCGGAUAACUUUCUGCUGAUGAAAAUACCGUCUCGCGAUUUGGAGGAGCCUACAUUACGUUUGAUCGAUUUUGGCUGUGCCAUCGAUAUGAACUUUUUCGAACCAAAGAGCCAGUUUAAAAAGGUUAUUCAAACGGACGGUUUCACGUGCAUUGAAAUGCAGGAAGGACGCCCAUGGUCCUACCAGACCGAUCUCUUUUGUGUGGCCGGUACGAUCCAUGUAAUGCUGUUCGGCGAGUACAUGCAGCUGGUAAAGAAGUACGAAAGCGGUUGGGACAUCAAGCAGAAGCUGCCCAGGUAUCUGAAAAAGCACGUCUGGACGGAAGUGUUCCAGAAGCUGCUAAACAUUAAGGACAUCGACCACAUGCCUAGUCUGCCCGAUCUCCGACGGCUGAUCAACGAGGAAGCGUACAAGAUGGACUCCGAGCUAGCGACGCACAUUCGUUCGCUGUCGAAUCUGCUGAAAAGUCGAUAGAGCUGGCACGUACUUCGUUCCCACGUGCUCGUGUUUGUUAGCUGUUUGUUAUCGAUAUUGAUGUGCAGAUGGAGGUAGGGGAGGGGUCUGCUGCUACCGUUUGUUGUGUGAGUUUGUCGUGCACCGAGGAAUUUUUCUUUUUCUUUUUGUGGGUACUUGUUCAUGGCAAGGAAGUAUUAGUAAGCUUAUAUACCUUUGUAAAUUGUUAAUAGUAGUCGGUUAAGGACUUCUUCCAUCCAGCGCAACCGAAUCGCGAGAGUGGCUGAACAUGGAUAAAUGGAGGCAUAACAGGGGCGUUAAAGUAUAUUCCAAAGAUUAAUUUGAAUUAUUGUUGUACAUUAUCCUUUCCUUUAGCUUGUUAAUUUUCCCCUGUCUAAUGUAUGGGUUUUUUUGCGCAUAACGUAUAGAUGCGUUUAAUUGUAGAUAAACUGUGUCCGAACUGCUAACUUACUGCAGCAGAUCGGUUUAUUUAUCAUUAGUUCAUUAAAUGCAAUCCAAAUUAACGAUUCGAGAUGCGUACGAGAUUUGCUGUAUACCUUAGCAAAAUUAUUUCAAUUCACCUUUCUCCUUUAUGGCGUCCUAGUCCACAAUAUAUUCCUUCAAUUUGUGGUAUAAAGAUUAUGGUUUGUGGUGGUUGUUAUCAAAAAAAACACCAUCCACACAAUCAAUUUACCAUUCUUAGUAAAACAUUAGUUCGCGUUUAAUAUUCGUUCUCGAUUGUAAAUAAUUUAUGCAAAAACAGACUGGCGGAAGCAGCACUAGAAUCAGUAGUAGUAGUAGUAGUAGUAGUAAUAAUAGUAAUAGGGAUAGUACGAAGUAGUAGGGCCGGAAGUUAUUGGUGUAGUGUACCGAAACAAGGUGAAAAGGGGCAGAACAUAAGCGCCUAGACUGAACGUGUAUACACACAUCGUUGCCAUCGUUUGCUGCAGGCUGCAAGUUCCGAUCUAACCUGCGGCGAUCACCGUCAUAUACCUGCCGCGCCAUCUUGUUGCAAAUGGAGCAACUGUUUGGCAAGAUUACUGACUGACUUUCACAGAACAGAGCGUGGCGCAUUCAAGCGCACUACUGUAUAAAUGUGCGUACGUGUGCCGUGUGUAUGUGUGUCGGAUUGUUUUCUUUUUUGUUUUGUGUGUAAACCUGAAUGUACAUGUCACGUGGUUCGGUAACGGCAGGCGCAAAUAAGGAAAAGGGGCGUUACUGUAUACUACUACUAGCUGGUUAAUGAUAACGCUCAUAAGGAAAAGCCGCAGUAAGGAUACAUAUAUUAGGUUUGAAACAAAACGAGUGAUAAUGUUGCAAAGUAGCUAAAGGGAGCAUAAACAAAGCCACUAAGAGAGAAGGUAGAAGAGGGAAAGAGAGAGAGAGAGAGAGAGAGAGAGAGAGAGAGAGAGAGAGAG